AUGUCCUAUAGUUCGUUUGAAGGUCCUAAGACCUUGUAUGAUAAAGUUUUUGAUGCUCAUGUUGUUUACAAGGAUGAGUCUGGUUCUUAUUUGAUAUACAUUGAUAGGCAUUUGGUACAUGAGGUUACUUCUCCGCAAGCUUUUGAAGGGUUGCAAAAUGCAGGUAGGAAGGUUAGGAGACCGGAUUGUACGCUUGCUACAGUGGACCAUAAUAUUCCCACGGAAUCUAGAAAGAAUUUCAAGAAUACUGGGACAUUUAUCAAGGAAGCAGAUUCCCGUUUGCAAGUUCAGACGUUGGAGCAGAAUGUGAAGGAUUUUGAUGUGGCUUUCUUUGGGAUGAGUGACGAACGGCAGGGAAUCGUGCAUAUUAUUGGACCGGAGCAAGGGUUUACAUUACCUGGGACAACUGUUGUUUGUGGAGAUUCCCACACUUCGACUCAUGGUGCUUUUGGAGCUUUGGCGUUUGGGAUAGGUACCUCUGAGGUGGAGCACGUUUUAGCUACUCAGACUGUUAUCCAAACGAAGUCGAAGAAUAUGAGAAUAUACGUUGAGGGAAAGUUGCAGAAUGGAAUAACUUCUAAGGAUCUUAUCCUUCAUAUUAUUAGUAUAAUAGGUACGGCUGGUGGUACUGGUAGUGUUAUUGAAUUCGCUGGUCCGGCCGUAGAAGAACUAUCAAUGGAAGCUCGUAUGUCUAUGUGUAACAUGGCUAUUGAAGCAGGUGCCAGAGCAGGUAUUAUCAAGCCAGAUGAAAUUACCUUAAAUUACGUAAAGGGGAGACCACUGGCACCAAAGGGAGCUCAGUGGGAUAAAGCUGUGGCAUAUUGGAAGACGUUAUAUACUGACGAAGGUGCUAAGUUUGACUAUGAUAUCACUAUUAAAGCAUCUGAUGUUAUCCCCACGAUUACAUGGGGAACAUCACCCCAGGAUGCGCUUCCAAUAACUGGAUGUGUUCCAGACCCUACUAAUGUGACUGAUCCAAUUAAGAAGCUGUCAAUAGAAAGUGCUUUGAAGUAUAUGGGCUUGGAACCAAAUACGCCUUUAAAAGAUAUUACAAUCGACAAAGUGUUUAUUGGCUCAUGUACUAAUGCGAGAAUUGAAGAUUUGCGUGCUGCUGCUGCCGUAGUUAAAGGAUACAAAAGGGCACCCACCGUUAAAAGGGCCAUGGUGGUUCCAGGAUCUGGUUUAGUGAAGCAGCAAGCUGAAAUCGAAGGUCUAGAUAAGGUAUUUGAGGAAGCAGGUUUUGAAUGGAGAGAAGCAGGUUGUUCCAUGUGCUUAGGUAUGAAUCCUGAUAUUUUAGAGCCAGAAGAGCGUUGCGCUUCUACUUCUAAUAGAAAUUUUGAGGGACGCCAGGGUGCUCUCUCACGUACUCAUCUAAUGUCCCCUGCUAUGGCUGCGGCAGCUGGUAUAGCCGGUCAUUUUGUGGAUAUUAGGGAAUUUAAGUAUAAGAACAGCGAUGUUCCAAAAGUAUCUGUUGAGCAGGAUAUUCAAGAUAGUUCAUUAUACGAAGCUGUCUACGAUGACGAGAAAAAACCUUUGAGCAGUGAUAACUCUUCUCAAGAACAGCAUUCCUUCGAAAAUCUAAAGGAUAGCUCGUAUUCUAACGGAAAUUCCAAUAAAAAAUCCAAGCCCUCUGGAGGUGCAGCAGCAAUUCAGCCAUUUUUGAAAUUGAGUGGUAUUGUUGCCUAUUUAGAUAAAUCAAAUAUUGAUACCGAUGCCAUUAUUCCCAAGCAGUUUUUGAAGACUAUCAAAAGAACGGGAUUGAAAUCUGGUUUGUUUUACGAUUGGAGACAUUCCAAGGAUCAAAAUGGUAAUAUUACCAAAACAGAUUUUGUUCUAAAUGUUGAACCCUACACUCAGGCAAAAAUUUUAGUUGUUACAGGUCCCAAUUUCGGUUGUGGAUCUUCUAGAGAGCAUGCUCCUUGGGCUUUGAAGGAUUUUGGCAUAAUGUCAAUUAUCGCACCAUCCUUCGGUGAUAUUUUUUACAAUAACUCCUUUAAGAACGGAUUAUUACCAAUUAGGCUACCCCAAGAGAUCAUUUUGAAUAAAUUGUAUCCGCUAGCUGUUGAAGGUAAAACCAUUACUGUUGAUUUGCCAGGACAACAAAUACUAGGUCCCUCAGAUGAGGUUUUAGUUGAUUAUUUUGAUGUUGAGCCCUUUAGGAAGGACUGCUUGGUUAAUGGUUUAGAUGAUAUUGGCAUAACUUUACAGAAAGAAGAAUUUAUUGAAAAGUAUGAGGAAAUGAGAAGAGAUAUAUUCUCUUUCCUUGAAGGUGGAUCCAAACUAAUUCAGCCAAUAAAAGGCACCAAGAAAAGCAUCUUCGGUCUUAAAACCCAGGAAUGGUAA
This is a messenger RNA of Eremothecium cymbalariae DBVPG#7215, 2343 nucleotides long. It is a transcript of the gene LEU1, whose product is annotated as 3-isopropylmalate dehydratase LEU1. Gene Ontology annotation, biological process: L-leucine biosynthetic process. The transcript has a single exon. The record is from RefSeq and is a predicted model, not a curated record. Gene Ontology annotation, molecular function: 4 iron, 4 sulfur cluster binding; 3-isopropylmalate dehydratase activity. Gene Ontology annotation, cellular component: 3-isopropylmalate dehydratase complex. NCBI's taxonomy places the organism in Eukaryota, Fungi, Ascomycota, Saccharomycetes, Saccharomycetales, Saccharomycetaceae. The coding region runs from base 1 to 2343 and encodes 780 amino acids.